AAGAAGAAAAUAGAUUAAUAAGUCUAAGAACUUUUGAGAUGACAAUAUGCCUCCUGUAAAGAUUCCACCCAAUUUGACCUUAACAAUCGAUGCCCAUAAGAAAUGGCUGACGUUACUUGAAGAAGCUAAGGAGUUGGUAGAAGAAGAUAUUGAUUUACAGGAGAAAGCAGCCAAAGGCCUCCGCCUGAAAGACAGGAACCUCCCAGCCGAAGUCCUAGGCCGCAACUAUGCGCAGUACUGUGACGUCAUCAACCGAAUGUACGACUCGUAUUUGAACAAUGUCCACCUCCAGAGGGCGCCGUAUAUGCUACAGAUCAUCAGCGUGCUUUUGAAGAGAUUAUACGAGCUACGCAACGAGAUAGUUCAUCUGAUCGUGAACGACUACAUCUAUGUGGACAGUGGCUUGAUACAGUACAGACUGACUCCGGAUCAGAUUCAGAUAGUGAUCCCAUACCACUUCCCUCUGGAAAGUCGAAAUGAAUCCACUGAGCAAUUAUUGCAGAAAAUGUGGGCUGAAUCUUAUAAAAGAAAGAAUGCUCCUCCCAAGAAGGAAAAGCCUUCCAAAUCAGCUAAGAGUGGGAUGUUCUCAGAAACAGACGUGCAGGAAGCGGCAUCAGAGUCGUCAGAAGAAGAAGAAGAAAAUGUUUCAGAGGAAAGUGUCCAUACGGUGAUACCAGAAGAAUACAUCCAGGCAAACAUAAUACAGGCACAUGAAAGAUUCAGGUAA
Molecule: messenger RNA, 727 nt
Organism: Ostrinia nubilalis (European corn borer)
Lineage: Eukaryota; Metazoa; Arthropoda; Insecta; Lepidoptera; Crambidae
Product: dynein regulatory complex protein 11-like
Exons: 6
Coding region: 47-727 (226 amino acids)
Source: RefSeq, a predicted model, not a curated record